Molecule: messenger RNA, 749 nt
Organism: Hipposideros armiger (great roundleaf bat)
Lineage: Eukaryota; Metazoa; Chordata; Mammalia; Chiroptera; Hipposideridae
Product: cornifin-like
Exons: 2
Coding region: 81-443 (120 amino acids)
Source: RefSeq, a predicted model, not a curated record
UGGCCACUGACUCUCCACCAGACCAGGGCGACCAGAAACCCCGUUCUUCUCUGCAAACCAGGUCCAGCCUCCUCUGAAGCAUGAGUUCCCACCAGCAGAAGCAGACAGUCACCCCACCACCCCAGCUUCAGCAGCAGCAGGUGAAACAGCCCUGCCAGCCUCCUCCCCAGGAACCAUGUGUCCCCAAAACCAAGGAGCCGUGCCACACCAAGGUGCCAGAGCCAUGCCACCCCAAGGUUCCUGAGCCGUGCCACCCCAAGAUUCCUGAGCCAUGUCCCACCAAGGUUCCUGAGCCAUGUCCCACCAAGGUUCCUGAGCCAUGUCACCCCAAGGUUCCAGAGCCAUGUCCCACCAAGUUUCCAGAGCCGUGUCACCCCAAGGUUCCAGAGCCAUGUCCCCCAACGAUCACCCCAGCGCCAAUUCAGCAGACCAAGCAGAAGUAAUGUGGUCCACGGCCAAGCCCUGGAGGAGCCGACCACUGGAUGCUGAACCCCCUCUCCCACUGUUUAUUCAUCCUACCUGUAAUUAGCAUGCUGUCACCCUGAGUUGGAACCCCUCCCUCUUUGUACCCUCUAAAAAGAUGUCCCUCACACUCAGUCUGGAGGGCUUCUGAGCCCAUGCCUAAGGCUGAAGGUCUCACUGGUUGAGCUAGCCUUCUAGCUGCUCGGGGCUUAUUGGGAGAGUGAUUGGGGGUGGGCGGGGGUGGUCAAGUGACUGUUCCCAGCUCUGUUUCCAUUAAAUAAUUUUUA